Cantharellus anzutake is the source of this 1368-nucleotide messenger RNA. Its product is annotated as protein phosphatase 5. Bases 1 to 1368 code for a protein of 455 amino acids. Gene Ontology annotation, molecular function: protein serine/threonine phosphatase activity; protein binding. The transcript has 10 exons. Gene Ontology annotation, cellular component: nucleus; cytosol. NCBI's taxonomy places the organism in Eukaryota, Fungi, Basidiomycota, Agaricomycetes, Cantharellales, Hydnaceae. The record is from RefSeq and is a predicted model, not a curated record.
AUGAAACUCGAGGAGCACGGCUUCGCGAUCGAAGAUGCAACCCGAGCGAUAGAGAUCGACCCCGGCUACGUCAAAGCAUACUACAGACGGGCCUUAUGUCAGCUCGCUGUGCUUAGACCUCAGUUUGCCAUCCCUGACUUCAAAAAAUGUCUCGCUCUUGAUCCCCAUAACAAGCUUGCCAAGACCCAGCUUGAUGCAACGACAAAGCUAUUAAAGCGAAUGCAGUUUGAGGCUGCCAUAACUGUCGGCGAGGAGAAAUCUGCCGUUGACCGUUGUCGAGAAAUUAUCGCAGAUGGAGGCUGUGAUCAUACAGAACCAUCAUACAGUGGGCCGUUGUUGCCGAUUAUCACCCCAGCAACCAAAGGGUCGCAACCCAAAUACGGAAUCAAUAAAGAAUUUGUGGAAGGCAUGCUUAAAUGGUUCAAGGAAGGGAAGACAUUACCAAGGCGGUUCGUUUGGGAGAUCGUCCUGAACACAUACGAUAUUUUGGUGAAAGAAGAGAGUCUAAUCGAUAUACCAUUGGAGGAGGGAGUGAUUUGUGAUGUUAUAGGCGACACUCACGGUGCGCUGACUGGUCUGCCCAGCGAGUCGCAUUGCUUGCUGUUUAAUGGUGACUUCGUAGACCGAGGCUCAUGGUCGGUGGAAGUUGUGACAACAUUAUUUGCCUACAAAUGGCUGUAUCCGAAUCGGGUUGGGCUGAAUAGGGGCAAUCACGAAACAAAGGAUAUGAACAAAGUGUAUGGCUUUGAAGGGGAAGUGCGGCACAAGCAUGGAGAGCAAACUUACAAAGUUAGGCUGAUGGUACUUGCCUUAGUGCCUCUUGCAACUAUGGUGUCACCAAGGCUACCGCCGAAAACCAGCCAUGACGCAGCACACGGAUCGCCAAUCCUAUCACCCGAAGGUCGGAAGCGAUUCUUCGUCGUCCAUGGCGGUUUGUUUUCCAAAGAUGGCAUUACCUUAGAUGAGGUUCGUAAAAUUGACCGGCUCGGAAAGCAACCCGGAAAUGAGGGGUUGAUGUGCGAACUUUUGUGGACUGACCCUCAAGAAACCAAUGGGCGGGGCCCUUCAAAACGGGGUGUUGGCUUAGGGUUCGGUCCCGACAUAACAAAAGCAUGGUGUGAACUUAACAGCGUCACCGGGGUAAUACGCAGCCACGAAGUCAGACAGGGGGGCUAUGCCAUAGAACAUGGAGGGCUUUGCAUCACCGUGUUCAGCGCUCCAAACUAUGUCGAUCAAGGGCAGAACCUUGGCGCAUACCUACGGAUUGAUGCAGCCGGUGAGCGAUCUUAUCAUACUUUCAAAGCCAGUCCACACCCGCCAUUGCGUCCGAUGGCGUACAGCAAUCCUGGGCUUGCAAUGUUCGGUUGA